AUGUCAUUUGGAUUCGCUAUAGGUGACUUCAUCGCCGCCGGCCAGCUGGCCUGGACUCUGUACAGGGAUUGCUACACUGUUGCACGGAACGCACCACAGGAGUUUCAGCUCCUUCUCGGCGAAAUCUCUACGCUAUGCAACUCACUGAAGAUGUUGGAGGAAGAAGUCAAGAACGAGCAGUCUACCCUAGUGCGAGCCGGCGAGGAUCGAGUGAGGAUGGUUAAUGAGAUGGUGGCUGGGAUUAGCGAGACACUGAAACGACUAAAAAAAGUGGCCUCAAAAUAUGGUAUCCUUGGUUCAGCCGGGUCAAAGGCAAAGCAUAUCUGGAUAAAGAUCAAGUGGUCUGCUGAGUUCAAAAGCGUGGAUUCGUUGAGAAGUAAAGUGGCUGGUGUACCACAACACGGUAAUGAAUCUGCUAUUAACUUCGGUUGCCAAUCUGAUAUUGCAGACAUUAAGUCUCAUCUCCAGACGUCCCAAGAUAAUAACAACAACUCACCGCCAUUGGCCUCAAUGGUUGAAGACGAAGUGUACAAGCUCUCCCUCAGUGCAGAAUUAAUGAAAAAUGCAGAGACGUUGCAACCUUGGAGUUCUAUUUCAGUGGACAAGUGGGUUCAGUCGGGAAAAUGGUGGUUGCUCCGGUCCCAGCUGGAAAUUUACGCCCCUACCAAGCCCAACGACCACUCUGUGCCUGUAUCUGCAUAUACGAAUCUAAUCAAAGCGUCUUGGAUUCUGAUAGAUAUCAUCGACCACCACCCUCAACUUACCUUGGUUACUACGGACACACGCCUAGAGGUGCUUCUCCUGGCAGCUGAACUCAAACAAGAAUUUAGAAGAAUCCACGAGCUGACCCUCGCUACGCCAGACUGGGAAAUAAUAGAACAGCAAGACUUGCGGAUCUGGGAAAAUAACACUAGGGGUCCGGUUCUACAGCCCAGCAAACGGAGUCAAAAGACGAAGCUAGUGCAAACACAGACUGACUUUUGGGUCGUUCGAGGCGAGCAAGUCUAUUUCCAGAAGUAA
This is a messenger RNA of Talaromyces amestolkiae, 1020 nucleotides long. RefSeq lists its product as uncharacterized. The transcript has 5 exons. The coding region runs from base 1 to 1020 and encodes 339 amino acids. The record is from RefSeq and is a predicted model, not a curated record. NCBI's taxonomy places the organism in Eukaryota, Fungi, Ascomycota, Eurotiomycetes, Eurotiales, Trichocomaceae.